Brassica napus (rape) is the source of this 2938-nucleotide messenger RNA. RefSeq names its product probable FBD-associated F-box protein At1g32375. Lineage: Eukaryota; Viridiplantae; Streptophyta; Magnoliopsida; Brassicales; Brassicaceae. The transcript has 3 exons. The coding region runs from base 583 to 1806 and encodes 407 amino acids. The record is from RefSeq and is a predicted model, not a curated record. Gene Ontology annotation, molecular function: protein binding.
AUACUCUAGAAAAUCUUACUUUCAGGAACAGAGGGAGUAUUAUGUUUCGUAUGCUUUGUGUUCCCAAUGGCCGCUAGAAUUAAAAGUUUUUUAUCUUUUCUCGAAGAGAAGCUAGAAGGCCUUUAGCCUUUAGGGGAAUAGGUCACAUUUAAAGAGUCGUUGAUUCUCUCUUUUUUAAUGGAAACUUGAAUCAAAUUAAAAUAUUUGAGCAACUUAUCAUUUUUUGGGAAAUUGCACCAUUCAAAUUAAGGUUUUCCAUAUAUUGUAAGAGGAAAUGGUGUUCAUAGCCAUUACCGUCACCGGAGGGGUUUCUACUUUCCAGGUAUUUUCCUAUUCUAUGAAUAUCCUGAUUUAAAGAAGUAGCUUCGUCAACAAGCUGUCGAUGAGUUUGGUUUUAGUUCCUUGUCUUUAAACUUUGGGGGGGUUUGUGUACCACGCAGCUAGGACUUGCUUCGACAUUCUGUCGUUUCUCAUGACUGAAUUAUCUGUUUGGUUUAACACACAUACUCACAGUUUCACAUCCCUGGUUCGUUUUUAAUGUUUGUAGGCUUAGGUGUCUGGUUUGCGGCUUCUUGCUAAAUCAUGGAUAGGAUAAGUCAGUUGUCUGAUACUCUUCUAUUGCGAAUACUGUCCGAAUUGCCUACCGCUAAAGAUGUUGUGGCGACUAUGGUUUUGUCAAAACGUUGGCUUCCUCUGUGGAAGUCAGUGCCACAUAUUGACUUCGACGACGAUAGCUAUGAAGACACUGAUACUGGAAGGUUUUCGCGCUUUGUUGACAGGUCUUUGAUUCUGCACAAGGCACCGAUUGAAACUUUGCAUUUCGAACUUAGUCAAACUUCUACUGUCGCUGAUAUUGGAAUAUGGAUUGAAAUGGCUGUUCAACGCCAUGUGCGAGACUUGAGUAUCAAUAUCGACUGUACUUCCAGUACAACUCCAGUUACAGUUCCAAGGAGUUUAUACACAGGCUGUGGAAUGCUUGUGAACUUGAAUUUAACGAGUGUGACUCUUACGGAUGCUUCUACCUUGCCUUCUUUCUCAACCCUCAAAUAUUUGUACCUUGUAUUUGUGAAGUACCCCGGUGAGGAGUUUGUCAGGAGGCUUUUAUUCAGUUGUGGUGUUCUUGAACAUUUGUAUGUGGAACAAUGCUUUGAUGACAAUGUUACCAUUUUCACAGUUAAGGUUCCUUCCCUCAAGAGUGCAAUUUUGCAUAAAACACAAGACAGAUACAUUGAUGAUGAAGAUGGAUUUGUGAUAGACGCUCCUUCUUUGGAGCUGUUGGAUGUUUAUAAUAUUACAGGCGGGUUUUGUACCAUUGAGAGUGCUAUGCCUAAUAUUGUUAAAGCAAAUGUUAUCGUUAAUCAUGGUCCUUCCGAAAUUCUGAGUGCUAUUACUUCAGUGAAGCGCCUUUAUUUAUGUUUACCAUCAUACUCAAAGGAUGCAUAUCCUGUUGGUAGUGUCUUCCACCGUCUUGUGUGUUUAAAAAUAUGCACAUCUGAGAUAGAAUGGUUCAAUCUACUUAUGUGUGUACUCAAAGAUUCCCCUAGUUUAAAAGCCCUCAAACUAGAGCUUUUUUGCGUUCGUGAUGAAGAACAGCGCUCCUGUUGGAAUGAACCGAGUUCAGUUCCUGCAUGUCUGUUAUCGAGUCUUGAAACUUUUGAAUGGGUAAACUAUGAAGGAACCGAAGAAGAGAAAGAAGUAGUAGCAUUCAUAUUAAGAAGUGGAAGAUGUUUGAAGAAGGUGAAUAUCUCCUCGGAAACCACGACUCCGACUAGAAACCUGUCAGCUUGCACUCGUCUCAAGCCAUGAUCACAAGUCCGAUCACAUAUAUGCUUAUUAAUAUUUUUGAUAUCUUUUUCUUAUUCAUAUUAUUUGAGGGUUUUGAAUUUUUUAUUGUUCUUGCUUUAUUGAUCUAUGCCUAUUAGAAAAUUCUAAUGAUCCAUGUCUUCUUCAUCAUAUCCACAUGAUAAAGUCAAAGUCUACUUCUAAAGCAUACACAUGAAAACAUGGACCCUGGUUCCUAAACUUGAGUUCGAUCUUGAAUGUGGAAGUGCCUCGGAGUUCGUUAACAUGUCUUUGCUAUUGCAUAGGGCUCCUGUUCUUGAAGUCUUUUCUUUAAAAGUUGAUAUGUUUCAAUUUUAAUCCUCUAGACAUUGGGGUUUGGGUUAGAACCGCGGUUGAUUACGAACAUGUUCGUGAGCUAAAACUUGACUAUUCUGCCAGUGAAGAUCCUAUCAGACUACCUAGGAGCUUUUAUACUUGCCAAACACUCCUUGUCCUAAAACUUAAAACGCAAGUAUUGUCGGUUUUUCUUCCUCGGUUUGUUUCCAAUCUCUCAAGAUCUUACACCUUCUAUUGGUGACAUACUCAGAUGAGAAGUCUCUUGAAAUCAUUUUAUCAAUCUGCUCUAGUCUCCAAGAUUUGGUGGUGGAGUGUUGGCUUAACGACAAUGUCUUCAUUGCCACUAUUAAUGUACUCAUACAUGUCAAGUUGAUUUCGACUGAAAACAUUCUCUAUCGAAUGAACAAUCAUUUUCUAGCAUGUGUACAUGUGUAAUGAUUGAUGUUCCUUUUUUAUAGUUAUCGCACAUAGUGAUUCAUAAAGAUUAAAGACUCUCGCUUUCUAGGGCUUUGUUCCACUACGUUUUUACUCUUUAGUUAUGUUCUUGCUUGUCACUAUUCUUCAGUUCUUGAUUACUCAGAAAAGCUGGAUUAUUUGGAUCCAUUUGGUUGACUAAGUUUGGAUUUGGUUUGUGGGUGUGAAAUAUGAUCAAUGCUUGGUUUAUACAAAGUCCGGUAAAAAAUUUCCUAUACGUGAGCCUUGGGGGUCAAGUCUCAUCGAGGAAGAGAUCAUGUCGGCUUAUACAUGCCUACUAGAAGAAACGUUUUAAUAAGGUGACAUUCUGUUGUUUGACGUUUCUAUAAAGUCAAUUUUUUUUACA